Messenger RNA from Leptosomus discolor (cuckoo roller), 5037 nucleotides. The record is from RefSeq and is a predicted model, not a curated record. Lineage: Eukaryota; Metazoa; Chordata; Aves; Leptosomiformes; Leptosomidae.
AUGACUCUCUCACUUUGGCUCUCUGCAGGGGAAGCUUCAUCGCUGCGAGAUUAUGCCGCCACCACCAUGAAUGAGUUCCUGGGCAUGUUCGGCUAUGACGACCAGAACAUGCGGGACGAGCUGGCCCGCAAGAUCAGCUUUGACAAGCUGAACGCUGCUACCUCAGAGGCCACUGCAACUGCUGCCCCUCUCCCCGGCGAAGACGCCAUGAGCAAACGAGCCCGCUUCUCCAAGUACGAGGAGUACAUCCGCAAACUGAAAGCUGGAGAGCAGCUUUCUUGGCCCAUGCACUUGGCCAAAUCUGAGGAGUUGGGCUCCAAGCUGGGCAAAGAAACUUCCUCAGUGCUGGCACAGCCCAUUCGGGUGCCAGGUCCAGAUGCCUCCAUGCUGACGGAGACCAAAGCCACUAUCCUGCCGCUGCCCUCUCCCAGCAGUUCCCAGAUGCAGGGCCUGAUGUCACGGGCCUCCAAAUACGACUUCUUCAUUCAGAAGCUGAAGACGGGUGAGAGCAUCAGGCCACAAAAUGGCAACACGUACAAGAAGGCCUCCAAGUAUGACCUAGAAAACGUCAAGUACUUGCACCUUUUCAAGCCUGGGGAAGGAAGCCCAGAUAUGGGAGGAGCCAUCGCCUUCAAGACAGGCAAGGUGGGCCGGCCUUCCAAGUAUGAUGUGAGGAACAUUCAGAAGCUUACUCCCGUAAAAGCUCCAACACCCAGCCUGGCCCCUGCUCCCCUCGCCAGUACCCCCAGCAGCACUCCUGUGGCUGGGCCAGAGCAGUCCGUCUCAUUGCCAUUCAACACUCCUGAGUACCUGAAGUCAACUUUCUCCAAGACAGACUCCAUCACAACUGGAACAGUCUCUACAGUAAAGAAUGGAUUACCCACUGACAAACCAGCUGUCAGCGAAGACGUAAAUAUUUACCAGAAGUAUAUUGCCAGGUUCUCUGGCAGUCAGCACUGUGGACAUAUACACUGUGCAUACCAGUAUAGAGAACAUUACCACUGCCUUGACCCAGAGUGCAACUACCAGAGAUUCACUAGUAAACAGGAUGUGAUUCGGCAUUACAACAUGCACAAGAAACGUGAUAAUUCCCUCCAGCACGGCUUCAUGCGCUUCAGCCCCUUGGAUGACUGUAGCGUGUAUUAUCAUGGCUGCCACCUGAACGGGAAAAGCACACACUACCACUGCAUGCAGGUGGGUUGUAACAAGGUCUAUACAAGCACCUCUGACGUGAUGACCCAUGAGAACUUUCACAAGAAGAACACGCAGCUCAUCAAUGACGGGUUUCAGCGGUUCCGUGCCACGGAGGACUGUGGUACUGUGGAAUGCCAGUUCUACGGGCAGAAAACCACUCACUUUCACUGCAGGCGACCUGGGUGUACAUUCACCUUCAAGAACAAGUGUGACAUUGAGAAGCACAAGAGCUACCACAUCAAAGAUGAUGCUUAUGCCAAGGAUGGCUUCAAGAAGUUCUACAAGUAUGAGGAAUGCAAGUAUGAGGGCUGUGUCUACAGCAAGGCCACCAAUCACUUCCACUGCAUAAGGGCAGGCUGUGGCUUCACCUUCACCUCCACCAGCCAGAUGACCUCCCAUAAACGCAAACAUGAGCGCCGACACAUCCGGAGCUCAGGAGUGCUGGGCCUGCCUGCCUCUCUCCUCGGGUCCAAGGAUAAUGAGCAAGAGGAGUCCAGUAAUGAUGACCUUAUUGACUUCUCUGCUAUGAGCUCGAAGAACUCCAGCCUGAGUGCCUCCCCCACCAGUCAACAGUCUUCCGUUUCUCUCAUAGUCCCAGCUGCACCCUCCUCUGCUGCUGAGCUUGCUUCCUCACAGGCCAGCAAGUCUGCCAACAGCAUGACACCAGCCACCAAGAUCUCUGGCCUGCUCUCCCAGGCUCUUCCCAGCAAUAUACCCUUGGCCCUGGCACUCUCCAACUCAGCACUUCCUGGAACAGCUGGAUCCUUCUUCCCCAUCAUCCCCAGUCGGGUCUCUACACCGCUUCCCGCCAGCUCAGCUAAUCUGAUGACUGCUGGUUCUUCUGGCACCAAUCCAACAUCCUCUGCUCCUACGGAUUCCUCAUCCCAGGCCAUUUCAGGGUCUGGUGAACCAGCAGCUACUUCUUCUCCAGCUCCAGCGGCAUCUAUAAUGGAAAGGAUCUCUGCUAGCAAGGGAUUAAUCUCUCCUAUGAUGGCCAGGCUGGCAGCAGCUGCACUCAAGCCCUCUGUGGCACUUGAAGCAGGGAAUGGACAACCAGCAGCUCCCGGACGGUUCAAUCCAGUUCAGGUGAAGCAGGAACCUUCGGAGGCCAUGGGAUCGUCAUCUGCCACCAGUCAGGACUCCUUGCAGGAGCACAGCUUGGACCUGAGCGUCAAGGAUCACGGUAAUGAAUCAAAUGGCCACACAGUCUCGGCAAAUUCAUCUCUUUUAUCCUCGCUUAUGAAUAAGAUGUCCAAGACCAGUGCCAGCCUUGGUACAGAAGGAGAUGGCAGCCAGGCUGGGGCUGGAGAGCCAACACAGUACUUGGGCAAGGCAGUGAAGGCACUUGUCCAGGAGAAGCUCUCUGAGCCGUGGAAGAUGUACCUGCGCCGGUUUGGCACCAAGGAUUUCUGCGAUGCGCAGUGUGACUUUCUCCAUAAGGUGCACUUCCAUUGUGUCGUGGAGGAAUGCGGUGCCCUUUUCAGUACCCUGGAUGGAGCCAUCAAACAUGCCAAUUUUCACUUCAGAACUGAGGGUGGAACUGUGAAAAGUAACUCUGAGUCUCCCUUCUCAACUACUACUGAGAAUAAGGCUUCACUGGCCCCUUCAUCACCAUCUGCUACUUCUGUCACCAUGGCAAGCGCUCCUGCCCUUGACGUGCCCACUCCAAGUCCAGCUACUGUGCCCUCUGCCCCCACACUGCUAGCUUGGAAGCAGCUGGCUUCAACUAUACCCCAGAUGCCUCAGAUCCCAGCAUCAGUGCCUAACCUGGCAACUUCACCCUUGGCAACUACUUCCCUGGAGAACGCCAAGCCUCAGGUCAAACCCGGAUUUCUCCAGUUCCAGGAGAAUGAUCCCUGCCUGGCAACGGACUGCAAGUACGCCAACAAAUUCCACUUCCACUGUCUCUUUGGGAACUGCAAGUAUGUGUGCAAAACCUCUGGCAAAGCAGAAUCCCACUGCCUGGACCACAUCAACCCCAACAAUAAUUUGGUGAAUGUGCGAGACCAGUUUGCUUACUAUUCGCUGCAGUGUCUCUGUCCGAACCAGCACUGUGAAUUCAGGAUGCGAGGGCAUUACCACUGUCUUCGUCCUGGCUGCUACUUCGUCACUAACAUCACCACCAAGCUGCCCUGGCACGUGAAAAAACACGAGAAGGCAGAGAGAAGGGCAGCCAAUGGCUUCAAGUAUUUUACCAAGCGAGAAGAGUGUGGCAGACUAGGUUGCAAAUACAACCAGGUGAACAGCCACUUCCACUGCAUUCGAGAGGGCUGCCAGUUCUCCUUCCUGCUCAAGCACCAAAUGACAUCCCACGCCAGAAAGCACAUGAGAAGGAUGCUGGGGAAGAACUUUGAUCGUGUUCCUACUCAGGUUAUUGGCCACACUCCAAGAAAUGAAAAUCUCCCCCAGGUUGGCAGCAUGGCACCCAGCCCAGCCUCAUCAGGAACCCCAGCUUCCUUUCAGGGACCCCCAAGCAUGAUGGACACUGAAACAGAUGAGUACAUGGAUUACACUGGCUGUAGCCCUGGGGGUAUCUCCUCUGAAUCUUCCAAUAUGGACCGCAGCUGCUCCAGCACUCCAGUGGGCAAUGAAAGUACAUCAGCAGGGAAUACCAUCACUAUGCCAACUGCCUCAGGGGCCAAAAAGCGCUUCUGGAUCAUUGAGGACAUGUCCCCGUUUGGCAAGCGCCGCAAGACCGCAUCCUCGCGCAAGAUGCUGGAUGAAGGGAUGAUGCUGGAGGGAUUUCGGCGCUAUGACCUCUACGAGGACUGCAAGGACUCCAGCUGCCAAUUCUCUCUCAAGGUUACCCACUACCACUGCACGCGGGAGAACUGCGGCUACAAGUUCUGCGGCCGUACCCACAUGUAUAAGCACGCCCAGCAUCACGAUCGUGUUGACAACCUGGUAUUGGAUGAUUUCAAACGCUUCAAGUCUUCACUGAGCUGCAACUUCCCAGACUGUCAGUUCUCUGGCAAUAGCACACACUUCCACUGUCUGCGCUGCGGCUUCCGCUGCACUGACAGCACUAAGGUGACAGCCCACCGUAAGCACCACGGCAAGCAGGACGUCAUCAGCGCGGCUGGCUUCUGCCAGUUCAGCUCAAGCGUGGACUGUGAGGUGCCUGACUGCAAGUACAAACUCAAGUGCUCCCACUUCCAUUGCACCUACCCUGGCUGCAAACACACGGUGGUGGGCAUGUCACAGAUGGACUCGCACAAGCGCAAGCACGAGAAGCAGGAGCGAGGGGAGCUUCCUGCCAUCUCUCCCGGCCCUGAGGGCCUUGCCCACUCCACUCUCGACUAUGACAUCCAGAACUCUUCCAUCAACCUGGACAGUUCCCUCAACCUCAGCACUGACAACAACAGCUCCCUCUUCUUCCUGCAGAACGCGGCUGGCGUGGGCCUCAACGAUUCCCUGGACCUCAGCAAGAAGCAGGCAGAAGUCACUGAAGGUCCGUCACCGAGCAGAGCCGGGACCACACCUCAGGAGAGGGGCGCAGUGCCAUCUGGCUCUGGUGAUGCGGAGGAUGAGGAUGACUCUUCCCAGGAGGAUGAGGAGGACGAUGAGGAGGAGAUGAAUGAAGAAGAGGAGGAUGAUGAAGAGGAGGAUGACGACGAUGAUGAGGAGGAGGAGGAUGAAGAGGAAGACUUGAACACAGAUUCUGAAGAAUCGCUGGCUGACCCUGAGGGCCUGGCCACUAAAGAAGAUGGAGAACCAGAGGAGGCUGCUUCUUCCACAGACCAUGGCAAUGCUUCCAGGCCACAGGGCGAGCCAGCCCUCACUACAGCCCCAGCUCCUGCUCCGCCCCCAGCCUCUACCAUUGCUCCAGCAGCUUCUCCUUAA